GGGCGGAGGAACAAUAAAAGGAUGAAACAAUGAUGCCAGUGUAUGUGCGUCCUUUUUAUUAAAAAAAAACAAAAAAAGAGUACAAUGGGAGCAAAAGUCGUAAAAAAAACCUUAAAAAAAAAAGAAGGGGUUGAGGAGGGUGACGCACCCUUUUUUACUCUUUACUUGUUUUUACAUAUGUCCUCGAUAAAAAUCAUGCAAGAUCUACACUACUACUUGUUUAAUGCGGGUAAAACGCUUGAAGAUGUAUUUCGAUGUGCGUCUAUCCUAAUGACACUUGUGCUCAGUUGGUUAGCUACACGGUACCUGAAUAAGACGACAAAAGUGGUAUCUGUGAGCGUAUCUGAACUAGAGAAACUGACAGGAUUGGUCUCGAGUAUUCAGGAGAGUUCGCAAAAGACAAACCAAGCCGUAACAGAUUUUAUCGAACAUCAGUUUUUACUGACCACUGCUCGAACAGAUCCAGACACAGGGUAUCAUAAACAGCAUCCAGGUAAAACAUUCUACUGUGGUCCCCCCCCCCCGCUUGUUAAAAAAAAAAGAGUUCCUCAUCUAUUUAAUUUGAUAGCUAUCAAGAAUUUUAAAGAGGCAGAACGAUUUCUUAAUUUUGCAUAUCGUACCUAUCAUGCAGAGAGAAGAAUGGAUGAAAGUCAGUAUGAGUUGUGGGAAGAGUACAAGGUGGGGGAUCUAUGGAUGGAAGUAGCACGCUAUGGUGAUUUUCUCCAAUUGAUGGAAGUCAGUGAUUUUCAUGAAUAUUGCAAAAUGAAACGGUGUGAUUUCACAGUGGGUCAUGAAUUUAUGGAUGUCCAUGGCAAUGUGGUACGCAAACUAUGGGUGGCAAAAGAAAGUGAAAUUCAUGCUUUUCUUUCUCGUAUGAAUCAAUAAAAGUAUACAAUCAUUUUUUUAUUUUU
Molecule: messenger RNA, 911 nt
Organism: Mucor mucedo
Lineage: Eukaryota; Fungi; Mucoromycota; Mucoromycetes; Mucorales; Mucoraceae
Exons: 1
Coding region: 43-885 (280 amino acids)
Source: RefSeq, a predicted model, not a curated record